GUGGUUCAUGUAAAACACCAAGCUGUAUCCAAGAGAAGGGAUUCUACCAGAGCUGUUGCUUUGGAUGCAGAGAAUAACAAUAUCCAGGUCAAGGACAUUGUCAAGGUCAUUGAUGGCCCCCAUUCUGGUCGUCAAGGUCAGAUAAAGCACCUGUACCGUAGCUAUGCAUUCCUGUAUUCUCGCAUGAUGACAGACAAUGGAGGCAUAUUUGUGUGCAGGACCAGGCAUUUAGUUCUGGCUGGAGGGUCCAAGGUCACUUCUACAGGCCCCAUGCUGGCAGGUUAUAUGUCUCCUCGCCUGUCCAGUCCUGCUCACCCCAGUGGUGGGGGUGGGGGUGCUGGGGGGCCAGGUGGCGCAGGGCGUGGCCGGGGAACCAGCAACAGGGAUAGGGGUCUCAUUGGACAGACUGUCAGGAUCAUUCAGGGCUCAUAUAAAGGUUACAUUGGUAUUGUCAAGGAUGCCACAGAUACUACUGCUAGAGUGGAGUUACAUUCCAGCUGCAAAACCAUCUCGGUGGAUAAAACAAGAAUACGUUCAGUUAGUGAUGGCCGUCCAGGUGGCGCUUCAUCUUACACACCCAGGACGCCAAUGUACGGAAGUGGUGGCCAGACCCCCAUGUACGGCUCACGUACACCCAUGUAUGGCUCUCAGACACCCCUCCAUGAUGGCAGCAGAACCCCCCACUACGGCAGCCAGACCCCCUUACAUGACGGUGGAGGAAGGACUCCUGCCUGGGAUCCCACGCAGUCUAACACUCCUGCAAGGGCCAACGACUUUGAGUACAACUUCGAUGAAGCAUCCCCAUCCCCUGCUGGUGUGGAUUAUGGCACACCUAACCCUGCCACCCCUGGGUAUUCUGCUGACACCCCCAGUCCUGCAGGGGGGCCAUACACCCCGCAGACCCCAGGGAGCAGUUACUCCUACCAAUCCUCACCUUCUCCUGGAGGGUACACACCAAGCCCUGGAGGAUACAUCCCCACCCCGAGUCCUCAGGGGUAUGGCAGUAACACACCAUCCCCCUCUGGUUAUGGUAGCACCCCAUCACCCAUGGGGUACAGUCCUAUGACCCCCGGGGCACCAUACACACCACAGACACCUGGAACAGGCAUGGAGCAUGGUGCUGCAGACUGGCAUACCACUGACAUAGAGACGAGAAUCAAAGACACCCACGAUGAUCCUAACCUGAUCCACCAGAUAGGCGUCAUAAGGGGAAUCUCGGCUGGCAUGUGCUCCCUGUUCUUACCUGAAGAUGAGAAGGUGAUCACAGUGUCCUGUGAACAGCUGGAACCAGUGGUGCCCACUAAGGGGGACAGGGUAAAAGUGAUCAUUGGUGAAGAAAGAGAGGCCUGUGGUCAGCUUCUGUCCAUUGAUGGCAUGGAGGGAGUGGUCAAGACUGACCAUGGAGACUUAAAAAUGUUGCAGAUGAGAUGUCUUUGUAAGAUGCCACCAGCCUGAAAUGUGACUGGUUUAGUAAAUCCAGAGACUUGUUGAGCUUUUACAACUGACUAUACAUAAAAUUUAUUCCCUGCAAGUGCUGCAAGCCCAAAAAUAAAAACACACACAUAUAUAUAAGGGAAGUCACCUUUCCAUAAUCCCAUGGGAAAAAGGACAUGAGAUUACUACUCUGACUAUGAAUUAGAUUCUUCAAAAAUUCACCAGCUUGUUCUCUAAGUAGAACAUGUUUUAAUUAUGAAGUCACAGUGUUGUUAACAGAAUGACACAAGUGAGGUUUUAUUUCGUGUUAACCUGGGUUUGAUUCUUGUGUAAUAGACUCACACAGGAAAAGAGAUUGACCGUAUCACCUGCAGGCUAUCACAGAAUGUGUUUGUAAUGACAUCCUAUUCGGAAAUUGUAAAUGUAUUUUGAUUAGCUUUAGAUUAGUUUACAGGUUGAGUGGAUUUUUGAAUGAGAAAAAUGUGGAAACUAUUUUGUUGCCAUUUACUGUUUUUGUAGUGUUCACUGACCAACACUUUUUGUAGCCCGAAAAUUAGCAUAUGAAUGUCAUUUUUGAACCACUUAUUUGUUUGAGGAGGCCAUUUGGAAGUGACACUGUCAACCAUUUUGAACGAAUUUGAUGGAGAAUGCCUUGCUGUUAUAUUCAUUUUAUUUUUGUGUACUUUCACUGCUUAUCAUCUGCCAAAAGUACAAGAAAGAUAGAAGUGUUACAUCAGUCAUUAUAAACUAUGAACUUAUGUAUGAGAAGGAUUUGAAGGACAAAUAAAUGAAAUGUAAAAUAA
Molecule: messenger RNA, 2237 nt
Organism: Lingula anatina
Lineage: Eukaryota; Metazoa; Brachiopoda; Lingulata; Lingulida; Lingulidae
Product: transcription elongation factor SPT5-like
Biological process (GO): transcription elongation-coupled chromatin remodeling; regulation of DNA-templated transcription elongation; transcription elongation by RNA polymerase II
Cellular component (GO): DSIF complex
Molecular function (GO): mRNA binding; protein binding
Source: RefSeq, a predicted model, not a curated record